AUGUCUACACUUGGUUUUGAUGACGAUAAAGCUAAAGAGCUUGCCAAAUCUAUUUGCUACAUGCUCCAUAUGUAUGAUCAUUACGUAGCUGCAACGAGACUGAACUAUUUGGCUUCAAGAAUGGGCCCAUCCUCUUCAUCUUCAUCAUCAUCUUCACAAUUUCAUUUAGGAGUGUUUCCUCAAAUUCUGGGCUUUCUUUUCUUCUUCUUAUCUAUUGGAGCUUCGGGGACUACUUUUACUUUUAUAAAUGACUGUGGGUUCACUGUUUGUCCUGGAGUCAAUGGUUGGACUGAUUCCAAUACUGGAUUCGAGCUAACAAAGGGUACUGCAUGCUCUUUUCAAGCUCCGGUUGGGUGGUCGGGUCGUAUCUGGGGGUUUUUCGGUGAAGGUUAUAGGUACUUGGGAAUUUGGUACACCGAGGAUGUUGAAUCAAGAAAAAUAUGGUUAGCGAAUCCAAACACGCCAAUCAUAUCCACCUCAGGUGCCAAUGCCCUCUCCAUUGAUGUCAACACUGGAGACUUGAUCAUCAUUGCAGGAGGGCGAACUCUUAUGAGCAUUACCAAUGUUCAAAUUAGUCCAAACCCAAAUGUGACUGCAAGCCUUGAAGAGAAUGGUAAUUUUAGGUUGAUUGAUGAAAUUGAGAAAAGGGUUUUGUGGCAGAGUUUUGAUCAUCCAAGUAAUGUACUUUUACCUGGAAUGAAACUUGGGUAUGACAUGACAAAAAGGAAGAACUGGACCUUGACUUCUUGGCUGAGCAAUGAUAUACCUUCUUCAGGAGCUUUUACUAUGAGCUGGGAGCCCAUUGAAGAAGCAUCCCAAAGAUUGAUGAUUCGAAGACGAGGACAACCCUACUGGACUAGUGGUAGUCUAAAUAAUCAAAUAUUUCAAUAUAUGUUUUCAUUGAAUGGCCCAAGUAGCCAAUCUAGAUAUAAUCACUCUUUUGUAUACACCAACGAAGCACGAUACUUUAGCUAUGAGGCCAAUAAUAUCGCUGCUUUACCCAUGUGGAUUUUAACAGCAAAAGGACAAGUUACAGAUAUUGAUAAUUCUACUGUUUGGACACCUGAGUACUGUUAUGGGUAUGAUUCUGGUAAUGGUUGUGUGGAGUCGAGUUUGCCUCAGUGUAGAAGAGAUAGUGAUAAGUUUAGUGAAAUGAAAGGAGAUUUUGCACAUGAUUUGACAAGAAGUGUUAUUGAUGACAACUCAAGUUUAAGUAUUAGCGAUUGUUUUGUUAAGUGUUGGAAUGAUUGCACUUGUGUGGGGUUUAAUAGUAGUAGCAUCAAUGGAACUGGCUGUGUUAUAUGGACUGGAAGUAAUAACUUUUUAGUUAAUACUCGUGAUAACUCUACUUUAAAGUAUGUGAUCAACCAAAAUCCAAUCAAUCCAAGUACAGGUACCAAAACAGAAAAGAGCAAGAAUUGGGAAUGGAUACUCAUUGGCGCUGUCAUUCCUCUCUUUUUCCUAUGUUUUGGCAUUUUAUGGUAUAUAAAGAAGAGAAAGCAUAAACGAAAAGAAUAUGAGAUAUGGAAGAGAGAUGAGUAUUUCUUGGAGUUGACAGCUUCUGAAAGCUUCAAGGAUAUACAUCAGCUUGAAAACAAUGGUGGGAAAGGAAAUGACUUGUUAUUAUUCAGCAUUGCCUCUAUCAUGGCUGCCACUGAUGAUUUCUCCAUUGAGAAUAAGCUCAGACAAGGUGGUUUUGGACCUGUUUACAAGGGAAGACUAAGUGAUGGACGAGAAAUUGCAAUCAAAAGGCUUUCAAGAACAUCAGGGCAAGGGCUCAUCGAAUUCAAGAAUGAACUAGUACUUAUUGCUAAACUCCAGCAUACAAAUCUUGUUCAAAUUUCUUCUUCUUUGAUGAAAAUAGAAAGACAGAGUUGGAUUGGUGUAAACGAUUCAACAUAA
Molecule: messenger RNA, 1902 nt
Organism: Lactuca virosa
Lineage: Eukaryota; Viridiplantae; Streptophyta; Magnoliopsida; Asterales; Asteraceae
Source: the annotation of a GenBank genome assembly